Spinacia oleracea (spinach) is the source of this 2189-nucleotide messenger RNA. RefSeq lists its product as uncharacterized. The coding region runs from base 155 to 1921 and encodes 588 amino acids. NCBI's taxonomy places the organism in Eukaryota, Viridiplantae, Streptophyta, Magnoliopsida, Caryophyllales, Amaranthaceae. The record is from RefSeq and is a predicted model, not a curated record. Gene Ontology annotation, cellular component: membrane. Gene Ontology annotation, molecular function: protein binding. The transcript has 5 exons.
AAGCUAGGGCAGCUUCAGUUCAAACUCAGCAGCCUAUCUAUUACAUAUAUGUUACUUCAUUAUAUAACUUGCUGAUCAUUUUUGGGUAUCCUCUGUGAGAAAAGCAUCCAAAAACCAGAGUUAUUUCACAGCUAGCAAUAAAAGGUGUACUUCGAUGGCGCCCCCCGAUCGAAAUGAUCUUGAACUUGGGAUCACACGGGAUGCACAGGGAUCUCAACCAUUGCUUUCUUCUGAUGCAGGCCAACCCUUCCAAGAUUACCAUCUAUGUCUACAAAAAGCUUGUCUCCGUGGUGAUUGGAAAGCUUCUGAACAAAUCCAUGCAAGACAUUCUGAUUGUUUCCAUGAGAAAAUUUCGAGAAAUGGUGAUACUGCUCUGCAUAUAGCAGCAGCAGCUGGGCGCUAUAGUUUCGUGAAGCAAUUACUAGCAUAUGCCCAAUCAACUGGCCAACAAUUGGAUUUGGGGCUGCGUAAUGAUGAAGGAAAUACCGCCUUCUUUUUAGCUGCUGCAUCGGGUGUGGUUGAAAUUGUGGAGGAGAUGCAAGUUCUUAACCGAAAUCUUGUUAACAUUACUGGUAGCAAAGGAAUGAAACCAAUUCAAAUUGCUGUCUUGCAAGGCCAUGAGAAGAUGGUCAAUCAUCUCAUGCCUGAUUGUUUUGAACAUUUAUUGAACGAGGAACGUACCGAUCUACUUAUUGCUACCCUCGAAAAAGAUCUUUAUGAUGUGGCCUUGACUAUCUUAAAAGAAGAUGGAGACGAUGGAUUAGCCACUAGACGGAAUGGAAACUCGCUUACGCCAUUACACGUCUUGGCUAGAAAGACCCAAACGGAGAGCCAUAGUCACCUCAACUACAAUUGGAAUUGGAACCCUCUGAGAAAGCAACACCAAGAUCACCGCAAACAUGAACUUGUUGAGCACCUAUGGAAAAGAGUCAUAGAAACCAAAAAUCAUCAGAAAAUCUCCGAUAUGUUAUCAUUCCCUCAGCCUGAACUGCUCUUUGUUGCGAUACAGAUGGGAAACUACGAGUUUGUCACAACCCUCAUCCGGCAUUACCCAGAUCUAAUAUGGGAAAAGGACCAUAAGAGUAGAACCAUAUUUCACGCUGCUGUUGAGUACCGUCAAGAGGAGAUCUUUAGUCAUAUUUUUCAACUAGAAGGUAUUAGGCAUUUGCUUACCGCUUACAUGAAUCCUUUUAAUGGAAAUAACAUUCUUCACUUAGCAGCCUCCUUACCUGAGCCUGAUAUACUUGAUAGCGCGUCUGGUGCAGCUCUUCAAAUGCAGCGUGAGCUCCUAUGGUUUCAGGCAGUUGAAAAUAUAGUACCACGCCAAUAUGCUCAUUCAGAGAAUUCUAUCUUAACACAAAUAAGCGAUACAGAAGCAACCGAAAGCAAUGAAACGCCACGAGAGAUGUUCAAUAGAGAACAUGCACAUCUUAGGAUAGAAGGGGAGAAAUGGAUGCGGAAGACCUCGACUUCAUGUAUGGUAGUCGCAACUCUUGUCGCGACCAUAGUUUUUCAAGCAAUCUUUCAGCCACCGAACAAAGGAAACAAUGAGAAACUCUUUUGGGCGUUUGUCAUCUCAGAUGCAUUCUCUUUGUUGUCAUCAGCUGCAUCAAUAUUAACAUUCCUUUCAAUUCUGACAUCAACGUAUGCGGAAGAGGAUUUCUUAGUAUCACUACCAUUGAAAUUGAUGGUUGGUCUUGCUAUGCUUCUCUUCUCCAUAUUGACAAUACUACUAGUUUUUACUAUAUCAAUCAUUAUCCUUUUGCCUUACAAAUCUGUGUGGAUUAUUGUUGCUGUGUUUGCUUGGUUCACCGGCGUUGUCUAUAUUCGGCUGCAUUUUCCGUUGUUGGUUGUUGUUUAUCGGUCUACUUUCGGAACUAAAUAUCUUUUCCGUCCUCAACAUGAGCUAUUCCGGGAUUAGUGCAGAACAAACUCGUAUGAUGUAGUCAACUUCACACGACCUGUAUUACUGUAUAUAUUGUGAUUUAUGAUAUAAAUUUAAGGCAAUUUUAUUGUAACAACGUCACUUUGAUAACAUGUUUACUUUUCUAAUUACCCUAGCGCCUCUCCUUCAGGGAUCUCUAAAUCGAUAAAAACAAAAAUACAUGUACGUGUACAAUAAGAAGACAUAUCGCCUGAUAGAAAUUCGAGGACGCACGUGUAAGUUUUGAUGGGCAUGGAUAAUAUAA